GCGGCCCCGCUGCCCGAGGAGGACUGCAUGAAGCUGAACCCCUCCUUCCUGGGCAUCGCCUUCAGCUCCCUGCUCGCCAUCGACCUCUGGGCCUCCAAGCGCCUGGGCGUCUGCGCUGGAGAGGGCUCGGCCUGGGGCAGCGCACGCCCCCUCAUGAAGGUCAUCGAGGUUUCGGGGCACGGCAUCCCCUGGCUGCUGGGCACCGGCUACGGGCGCUGCCCGAGCGACACAGACCGUUUCAGGUUCCUAGUUCUUUCUCUUUUAUUAACAUUGCUGCUGGAUCUCGUGCUGGUGGCAGUGGUGAAAGGGCUUGUCAAGCGGCGGCGGCCCACCCACAACAAGAUGGACAUGUUCGUCACCAUCUCGGUGGACAAGUACUCCUUUCCGUCGGGCCACGCCACCAGAGCUGCUCUGGUCUGCCGCUUUGUUCUGCACCACCUGGUGCUCGCUGUCCCGCUGCGGGUCCUCAUGGUGCUCUGGGCUCUCAUCGUCGGCAUUUCCAGGGUCAUGCUGGGCAGGCACAACGUGACAGACGUGCUCUUCGGUUUGCUGCUGGGCUACGCGCUGUACAGCGUGGUGGAGUACUGCUGGCUGUCCCCGCUCAGCGCGCCUGCCCUCUUUGCGCUCUGGAGCCAUUGA
This is a messenger RNA of Pelecanus crispus (Dalmatian pelican), 639 nucleotides long. Lineage: Eukaryota; Metazoa; Chordata; Aves; Pelecaniformes; Pelecanidae. The record is from RefSeq and is a predicted model, not a curated record.